AUGGCCACCAUUACCGGGGUAACAGGCAACCAGUAUAUAAGAGGUACAGAGGAGUAUGAGGAUCGCAAGUACCAAUAUGCGACGUCCAGUUACGAAAAAGAAAGGCGCAUGGAUCCACAGCUGAUCAUCUAUCCUCACAAUAAGAACGACAUCGCAUUAGCACUGAAGUACGCCAAUUCGAAGAAAAUUGCAGUGGCCAUCAGGACCGGAGGACAUCAGUACAGUGGAGCAUCCUCUACGCAUGGUGCAAACAUUCAGCUGGAUUUGAACAAGACUUUCCGAGCGGACGAGGACCGCCGCUUCUUUGAAAAGGAUGGGCAAGCAUUUGUCCGUACGAGCGUCAGCUGGAGUCUGGGAUCUUUCAAUGCGUACCUAAAGAAACACGAGGUGUUCGUGCCACACGGACAGUGCGUCCACGUACACCUUGGAGGCCACGUCCAGACGGGCGGGUAUGGGCAACUGGGUCGCAGCUUCGGCCUCUUUGGCGACCACGUCGUAUCGCUUGAGGUAGUCGACCACGCCGGCAACUUCAGAGAAGUAACGAAAAAGAGUGAUCCAGACUUGUUCUAUGCCAUUCUCGGUGGUAGCCCUGGAAAUCUGUGUGUGAUCACACAUUUCACAAUCACCGUCCACCGUGAUCGGGACUACCAAGGCUCUCGAGGCGUGAAGUCGAUAUAUUGGUACAAUCGUAAGACGUUGGAGAAUCUGCUCGACAUCCUGGUAGAGAUGUCAGACAACGAAAACUUCCCUCGCAAUUACGACUACUGUGUCAGCGUGCUUAGCUCAUCAUGCAAGCUCCUGGACGUAUUUCCGGAGAUAGAUGGAAAGAUGAGAGAAGAGCAUCCUGAGCUUUACGGCGAUGACGACAUUCCCUUCUGGCCGCGUAUGAUCGUCGUGUAUGCACAAUGGGUGCCAUUCAGCAAGACCGAUGUUCCUGACAUGAGGUGGUUUGAUCGGAUAAGAAAGGAUUCACUGUUCCACCUCAAGUCAAGAGAAAAGAGCAUGUCCGAGCUCACCGGUGACUGGAUCUUCCGGAACGUGCGAGAGUUCGACCAUCCAUACAUCAAGCGCACUCACGUGACCAACUCAAGGACACUUGGUGCCGAUGGAUGGGCUAAGUGGGUGGCGGGGCGCAUCGACGCGAUCGUGAAGCCGGAUGACAAUGAAUGCUGGCUGUCCGCACAGCUACAGUGCUUCGGCGGCAGAAACUCCAAGUUCUUCACCAAUAGGGACAAUGGGACUGCUUUCAGUUGGAGAGACUCCAGCGUUUGCUGCACCCUUGACUGCUUCUAUGAGGGUGACAAGGCCAAGAAGACCGCUGAAGAGUGGCACAGGAUUAACGACACGGAGGGAAUAGGACCAAAUGGCAAAUUCAGCAAGCAGGACAAACGUGUGCUGUGGGGCUCGUAUGGCAGCUUGGACCUAGAUGCGAGCUGGAGUCACUAUUACGAGGACAGAGAUAAGUACGAGAGGCUUCGCAAGGCAAGGCGACUUGCCGAUCCUAAUGGGGUCUUGACACCAAAUACCUUCAGCGUGGGACGUUGA
Molecule: messenger RNA, 1545 nt
Organism: Endocarpon pusillum Z07020
Lineage: Eukaryota; Fungi; Ascomycota; Eurotiomycetes; Verrucariales; Verrucariaceae
Exons: 1
Coding region: 1-1545 (514 amino acids)
Molecular function (GO): FAD binding
Source: RefSeq, a predicted model, not a curated record